CCACAACAGAUGAUCUCUCCCUUGCGAGAGAGAGGCAGUGAGAGUGUGUGAUGGACCUCUGGAGUCUGAGGGCCCGUCUGGCUCAGUGUCUGUCCACACUUAAGCACCAGCCACAGGUCAGGAAGAACCACGCGGGACGAGUACCUGCAGUCCGAAAGGACAACUCUACCGUCCUGCCCUUCAGUGAGGUUCCUGGACUGUGGAAGAAUGGUGCGGCGAGUCUCUACACGUUCUGGAAAAUGGAUGGCCUCAGGAAUAUACACCGGAUUAUGGUGCAUAAUUUCAAUAUGUUUGGUCCCAUUUACAGGGAAAAAGUUGGAUACUACGAGAGUGUGAACAUCAUCAAGCCUGAAGACGCUGCUAUCCUGUUUAAAGCUGAGGGUCAUUACCCCAAGAGACUCCGGGUGGAGGCGUGGACCUCCUACAGGGACUACAGGAACCGCAAAUAUGGCGUCCUGCUAAAAGACGGAGAGGACUGGAAAUCUAAUAGGAUCAUCCUAAACAAGGAGGUGAUUUCCCCAAAGGUGCAGGGGAACUUCGUGCCGCUCCUGGAUGAAGUCGGACAGGACUUUGUGGCUCGAGUUUAUAAAAAGAUUGAGAGGAGCGGACAAAAUGAAUGGACCACAGAUUUGUCUCAUGAACUCUUCAAGUACGCACUGGAAUCCGUGAGUGCCGUGUUGUACGGGGAGCGUUUGGGUCUUCUGAUGGACUACAUUGAUCCAGAUGCCCAGCACUUCAUCGACUGCAUCACCGUCAUGUUCAAGACCACCUCGCCCAUGCUGUUCCUCCCUCCGGCCCUGUUCCGCCGCAUGGGGGCCAAAAUCUGGAAGGACCACGUGGAGGCCUGGGACGGCAUCUUCAACCAGGCCGACCGAUGUAUCCAGAAUAUCUACCGACAGUUGAGGAAAGAUCCAGAAGCCAGCGGGAAGUACCCUGGUGUGCUGGCUAGCCUUCUAAUGCUGGACAAACUGUCCAUCGAGGACAUAAAGGCCAGUGUCACGGAGCUGAUGGCCGGAGGGGUCGACACGACGUCUAUCACACUGAUGUGGACGCUCUAUGAGUUGGCCAGACACCCGGACUUGCAGGAGGAGAUCCGUGCGGAAAUCUCGGCUGCUCGUAUCACCUCUAAAGGAGACGUGAUGGAGAUGCUUAAGAUGGUUCCUCUGCUUAAAGGAGCCCUGAAGGAAACUUUAAGGUUACAUCCUGUAGCUGUGAGUCUACAAAGAUACAUCACUGAAGACAUCAUCCUGCAAAAUUACCACAUUCCAGCCGGGACUUUAGUCCAGCUGGGUCUGUACGCUAUGGGUCGUGAUCAUCGGGUCUUCCCGCACCCAGAACAGUACCGUCCCGAUCGCUGGGUCAGAUCCCAGAGCCACUACUUCAAGAGCCUGAGCUUCGGGUUCGGCCCACGCCAGUGUUUGGGCCGUAGGAUCGCCGAGACAGAGAUGCAGCUCUUCCUUAUUCAUAUGCUGGAGAACUUCAGGUUUGAGAAGCAGAGGCAGGUGGAGGUCAGGAGCACGUUUGAGCUCAUCUUACUGCCCGAGAAGCCCAUCAUACUGACCAUCAAACCACUGAACGCCAGCAGAACGCAGAGCUGCAAAUGAUGUCCAGGACUGAACUGGAUGCGACU
Molecule: messenger RNA, 1630 nt
Organism: Pimephales promelas (fathead minnow)
Lineage: Eukaryota; Metazoa; Chordata; Actinopteri; Cypriniformes; Leuciscidae
Product: cholesterol side-chain cleavage enzyme, mitochondrial
Biological process (GO): cholesterol metabolic process; glucocorticoid biosynthetic process; C21-steroid hormone biosynthetic process
Cellular component (GO): mitochondrial inner membrane
Molecular function (GO): oxidoreductase activity, acting on paired donors, with incorporation or reduction of molecular oxygen; iron ion binding; heme binding
Source: RefSeq, a predicted model, not a curated record